Messenger RNA from Anopheles coluzzii, 1327 nucleotides. Its product is annotated as protein CDV3 homolog. Gene Ontology annotation, cellular component: cytoplasm. The coding region runs from base 169 to 864 and encodes 231 amino acids. Lineage: Eukaryota; Metazoa; Arthropoda; Insecta; Diptera; Culicidae. The transcript has 3 exons. The record is from RefSeq and is a predicted model, not a curated record.
CGAGCGCACGUUGUGUCAUUCGUCUCCGUUUUCCACCCAUCAUUCGCUCGCCCGUUUCCAGCCGCGAGGAAAAUCCACGAGGAAUUUCGUCUUUUGCGGAAAAGCAAGCGGUGCCCGUCUUUUUGCCGUACGUGCGGAACCCAAGUAGCUAGUGUGCAUCGCAUCGUCAUGGCGGAUCUGGAUGAUUUCUUCGCCAAGAAGGACAAAAAGAAGGGCAAGGCGAAAAAGUUUGGCACCGCCGAGGAGAUAGCCAAGCAGCUAGAUGACACGUCGAAGAAGGUCGUCGAAAGUAAGAUGAAGCUGCGGCCGGUGGAUUCGGAUGGCAAACACGAUCCCAACGAGCCGGAAGACGAGUGGAAGGUGUUCGAGGAGACGAAGAAGGACUACAGCGGACUGAAAUUGGCACAGCUGAAUAUAGACGACGAUGCGAACCAUCACGAUUCGGAGAACUCGGGCGGCAUGCACGAUCCGUCCUACGAUGGAGAGGGCCGGGAAGGCGAAGAGCGCGAUCCAAACAAACCGUGGAUGAAAAAGGAUGCCGCGAAUGCAGCGAAGAAGGAGAAGGCUGCACCGGCCCCGGAGGCUCCAGCAACCACAAGCAAUAUUUAUAUCAGUCCAGCAAUGAAAAGUCUCAUGGCAAAACAGAAACAGAAGAAAGGCAUCGCGCCGGAUCUACAGAGCGAGGAGUACUUCCCGACGCUGGGCCAGGAAAAGCCGGCUGAAGCCCCCAAACCGCCGAAAGUGGACCCGUCGUUCGAGGAGGUGAAGCACGGCGUGCGGGCGAAAACGGUCGAACAGUCCUCAACCAGCGGCCAGAUCAGUAUCGGCAACCGGUUCAACUCAUUGAACAACGAUGCGAGCUAGGGACCAAGUUCCGCGGGCCGCCCAGUAUCGUUUUAAACUUUUAUACAACUACCGUGCUACACACUACUACUGCUGCUGCAUCAAUAUAUGUUGCGCGCCGCCUACUACGUUCUCGUACUCUCUCUCUCUCACCCUCUCUGUUAACUGCAUUUGGGUCGGUGCCUUGGGUCGUUCCGUUUGAGAGCCGCCGGAUGGAAUUUGUGUAGGAGUUUUCCUUUUGUUUUCGUUUCUCAUCUGCUUUUUGUUUAUUGUUCCCUGCCCCAGACCAGCCAGUACGGCUCCUUUGAUCGUUGUGCAUGUGUGUGUCAUGCGAGCCUGAUUUCGAUUUGUAUCCUGAACAAUUGCUGCACUGUUGCCGAGCGAGUGCACGAUUGGCUGUGGCUGAACGACUGCCCUACUGCCCCCGAGUUUGUAUAAAUUGCAACUACAAAUGAAAUAAAAUCGUAAAAAGGGAACCUCGGAA